AAGCUGUUCUUCUCUCUUUCAGCCUGCUCCGGUCUCAAUGUCACAGUGAUCAGGAGGAAUCCUGCACAGAUACAUGACAACGAACAUGCUUCCCAUGGGUUGGACUGUGAAACUAUGGUUUUUAUUGAUGCUCCUAGCAGUGGCAUGUGAAGAGAAGACACCAGAUAUGGACUUCUGCUUACCACAUCCCUCCUGCGAUGAAUGUAUUCAGUCCCAUCCCACCUGUGCCUGGUGCAAGCAACUGGAUUUUGUGCAAUCAGGUGAGUCAGAUGCAGGACGCUGUGCUUCUCGGCUGGAGUUGGAACAUCGUGGCUGCCACCCAAGUGAAAUUGUGGACCCCCGUGGCAAGCAGAGUAUACUGGUGAACAGGCCCUUGAGUAACAGCACACACCACCAAACCAUCACUCAGCUGGCACCCCAGAAAAUUGCUCUGCAGCUUCGGCCUGGGGAGGAGCAGAGCUUUACAGUCCACUUCAAACGGGCUGAAGGUUAUCCUGUUGACCUGUACUAUCUUAUGGACCUGUCCUACUCCAUGAAGGAUGAUCUGGAGAACAUCAAGAGACUUGGGAGUGACUUGCUGGCUGUCCUACGCAAUAUUACCACCUCUGCAAAGAUUGGGUUUGGCUCCUUCAUUGACAAAACAGUGCUGCCAUAUGUGAGCACAGCACCUUCCAAGUGGCAGAAUCCUUGCCCACACUUAAAUGAGAACUGUCAGUCACCAUUCAGCUAUCAACAUGUGCUGCCGCUCACCGACAACGCCAGCGAAUUUGAGAGCAGAGUCAGCCAGCAGCGUAUCUCGGGUAACCUGGAUGAUGCUGAAGGAGGUUUUGAUGCCAUCAUGCAGGCUGCCAUCUGUAAGGAGCAGAUUGGCUGGCGUGAAGUAACAAAGCUAUUGGUCUUCACAUCAGAUGGUGCCUUCCACAUGGCAGGGGAUGGGAAGCUGGGUGGAGCCUAUAUGCCCAAUGAUGGGCACUGCCACCUAAAUGCCAAUGGUCUGUACACUAAGAACCACCUCUAUGACUACCCCUCAGUUGGGCACUUGGCUGAGGUGCUUUCUGAAGCCAACAUCCAACCCAUAUUUGCUGUGACUGGCUCCAGGGUUCCAAUGUAUGAGGAGCUGAGCAAGUUAAUUCCCAAGUCAGUGGUUGGGGAACUAAAGGAGGAUUCUAGCAACGUGGUGCAGCUCAUUGCGGAUGCCUACAAUAGUCUCUCAUCCACUGUGAAUCUGGAGCACAUUUCAGACCUCCCCCCCGGUAUCUCAAUUGCUUAUGACUCGCAUUGCAGUGACUCAGAAACAUAUGGGCGCACAGAGGGCGGGGAAUGCUUUGGCGUGCACAUCAACCAGUUGGUGCAAUUCACAGUGAGGAUAAAGGCCACCACCUGCCUACCUGGGUCUCAGAAGGUAGUGCUACGGGUGCUGGGAGUAGGUGAGGAGCUGCAGGUAGACCUGACAACAGCAUGCGAGUGCCAAUGCAGAGACACACAACCCUACGCAGAUCACUGUUCUGGUGGUCACGGCAAUAUUACCUGUGGUGUCUGCCGCUGCCAGGAGGGCCAUGUUGGUCGGCUCUGCGAGUGCAACCAAAAGGAUCUGGUUCAUCCAGAGGCCAUGUGCCGAGAGGUGAAUGACACAGGCCCUGUGUGUAAUGGCAAGGGCCAAUGCAUGUGUGGAAAGUGCCAGUGCAAUGCUGCAGCAAGUGGCCCCUUUUGCAAGUGUGACAACACUGCCUGUGAACGGCACAAUGGACAGCUCUGUGGAGGCAAUGGGCGAUGCAGAUGUGGCAAUUGUGAGUGCCAUCAAAACUACACUGGCAGCGCCUGUGAAUGUAGCCUGGAUACCAGUGGUUGUAUAUGGGAUGGCACUGUAUGCAGUGGCCAUGGGCGCUGUUUCUGCAACAAAUGUCAGUGUGAUGAUGGCUGGUUCGAUAGCCACUGCAGCCACUGUGCAAACUGCCAGACACCCUGCGAGGAGCACAGGGCCUGUGCAGAGUGUAAGGCCUUUGGAAGUGGGCUGCUGAGUGGGAACUGCAGCAUUGCCUGCAACCAGACAAUUAGAGUCUUGGCAGCCCCCACCAUGAAUGAGCGAUGGUGCCAGGCAAAGGCAGAAGACGGCAGCCUCCUCACCUACUUCAUUGAGAGAGAUGAGACAGGCAAGGUCACCCUCCUGGUGAACAGCAAAAAGGAGACUACUAAGCAGACAUUUGAACUGGUGCUGGGCCUGGCAGUGGGAUUUGUGUUACUGGGACUAAUCCUCAUCGUGGGAUACCGCAUCAUUGUGGAGAUCCAUGACCGCAGAGAGUUCAACCGCUUUGAAAAGGAGCGUAAAAGUGCCCAAUGGAACGAGGUGAACAACCCAUUGUUCCGGAGUGCAAUCACCACAAUCAUCAAUCCCAGGUACAACAAAUAGAAGUGUAAUAGAACUGAAACAGUCUCACCCCUUCCAGAAAACCACUCCAUUGGCCUUUGCUUCUUCCCAGCUGUCAUCCAAGAGUCACUUCAGCAGCCUGAAGAAUCUUGUAAUUUAAGAACUUAUCUUAUUUCCCCCCUCCUUCCUUUCCUUCCCAUCACCUUUUGUGUCAAGUCUUUUUGAUACUAAGCCUGAGGGCAGAGGCUGUCUUUUUUUUGUUGAGGGUGAUGUAUAAGCUGCUCUGUGUCUUUCUAGCUGUGCAAUGGGAUAUAAAGAUUAGCUAAACAAUGCACUGAAAACACAACAACUGAGAUAGAAGGUAGCUGCUGGAUACCCUGCUGGUACAGAGAGAUGGUAUGUGUUUACCCCCAAUUUGCCUAUGAUGCUGUGUGGUCUUAGGCAAGUUCUCAUCCUUUACUUUGGCUGACCCAGUAACAUAACCCCUAUUUACAUUAAAAUUAAUUACAAUUAAAAUUAUACUCAUCCCUCUGUAUUUGCAGAUUUGAUAUUUGAGGAUUUGAUUAAUGUGUUCUC
Sceloporus undulatus (fence lizard) is the source of this 2941-nucleotide messenger RNA. RefSeq names its product integrin subunit beta 7 (gene ITGB7). The coding region runs from base 74 to 2407 and encodes 777 amino acids. Gene Ontology annotation, biological process: cell-matrix adhesion; cell migration; integrin-mediated signaling pathway. Gene Ontology annotation, cellular component: focal adhesion; cell surface; integrin complex. NCBI's taxonomy places the organism in Eukaryota, Metazoa, Chordata, Lepidosauria, Squamata, Phrynosomatidae. Gene Ontology annotation, molecular function: integrin binding. The record is from RefSeq and is a predicted model, not a curated record. The transcript is spliced from 16 exons.